AUGGCUAAUAUCUCUACCGUCGCGGAGUCCAAGGACAUCACCAAGCUCGAGCGAACUGGCGCUCACUCCCAUAUCCGCGGCCUCGGACUCGACGAUGCUUUGGAGCCUCGGGAUACGGCUCAGGGUAUGGUCGGCCAACAAAAGGCACGAAAAGCCGCCGGGAUCAUCCUCCGCAUGAUCCAAGAAGGCAAGAUCGCUGGCCGCGCAAUCCUCAUGGCUGGUCCUCCCGGAACUGGUAAAACCGCCAUCGCGAUGGGUAUUUCUCAGUCGUUGGGCGAGAACGUCCCUUUCACCAUGCUCGCUGCGUCCGAGAUCUUCUCGUUGGAGAUGUCGAAGACUGAGGCCCUGACGCAGGCGUUCAGGAAGAGUAUUGGUGUCCGUAUCAAGGAGGAGAGUGAGAUUAUUGAGGGAGAGGUUGUUGAGAUUCAGAUUGAUAGAUCGGUUACUGGUGGUACGAAACAAGGAAAGUUGACGAUUAAGACGACGGAUAUGGAGACGAUCUACGACCUCGGAAACAAGAUGAUCGAUGCGUUGAACAAGGAGAAAAUCUUGGCUGGAGAUGUCAUUUCUAUUGACAAGGGUUCCGGAAAGAUCUCCAAGCUCGGCCGUUCCUUCACGAGAGCAAGAGACUACGACGCCAUGGGUGCCGACACCAAAUUCGUCCAGUGCCCUGACGGUGAACUCCAGAAGCGCCGCGAAGUCGUCCACACCGUCUCCCUCCACGAAAUCGACGUCAUCAACUCCAGAACACAAGGCUUCCUCGCCCUCUUCUCCGGCGACACCGGCGAGAUCAAACCGGAAGUCCGAGAUCAAAUCAACACCAAAGUCUCCGAAUGGCGCGAAGAAGGUAAAGCAGAGAUUUGUCCUGGAGUGUUGUUCAUCGACGAGGUACACAUGCUCGACAUCGAGUGUUUCUCGUUCUUGAACAGAGCACUGGAGGAUGAGAUGGCGCCUAUUGUCAUCAUGGCCUCAAACCGUGGUAUUUCCACAAUCCGCGGAACAAACUACAAAUCCCCCCAUGGCCUCCCCAUCGACCUCCUCGACCGCGUCCUCAUCAUCUCAACAACCCCCUACACUGGCCCCGAAAUCAACCAAAUCCUCUCCAUCCGCGCUGCCGAAGAAGACGUCUCCCUAACCCCUGACGCACUCGCCAUCCUCACCAAAAUCGGAGAAGAAACGAGUUUGCGGUAUGCGAUUCACCUGAUUUCUACUAGCUCGUUGGCGGCUGCACGACGAAAGAGUACGGUCAUUGAUGUGGUUGAUGUGCAGAAGAGUUAUGCGUUGUUCAUUGAUCAGGGGAGGAGUGUGCAGUUUUUGGAGGAGCAUGAGAAGGAGUUUAUGUUUAAUGAUGUCAGUGCGGCGGGACAGACGGGGGCUACGCCUAUGCAGAUGUAA
This is a messenger RNA of Saitoella complicata NRRL Y-17804, 1395 nucleotides long. Its product is annotated as TIP49-domain-containing protein. The record is from RefSeq and is a predicted model, not a curated record. The coding region runs from base 1 to 1395 and encodes 464 amino acids. Gene Ontology annotation, biological process: box C/D snoRNP assembly; regulation of transcription by RNA polymerase II; chromatin remodeling. Gene Ontology annotation, cellular component: NuA4 histone acetyltransferase complex; Ino80 complex; R2TP complex. The transcript is spliced from 3 exons. Lineage: Eukaryota; Fungi; Ascomycota; Saitoellomycetes; Saitoellales; Saitoellaceae. Gene Ontology annotation, molecular function: DNA helicase activity; ATP hydrolysis activity; ATP binding.